Penicillium argentinense is the source of this 276-nucleotide messenger RNA. Its product is annotated as beta-glucosidase D. The coding region runs from base 1 to 276 and encodes 91 amino acids. Lineage: Eukaryota; Fungi; Ascomycota; Eurotiomycetes; Eurotiales; Aspergillaceae. Gene Ontology annotation, molecular function: beta-glucosidase activity. The record is from RefSeq and is a predicted model, not a curated record. Gene Ontology annotation, biological process: glucan catabolic process. The transcript has 2 exons.
AUGACUAUGGAUCUGCGGAAUAGUGCGGAGUUGCCUCAGCUCUACAUUAGCUACCCGAAGUCGGCUCAGCAGCAUCUAGGCCAGCUGCGUGGGUCCGAGAAUGUGGAUCUCAAGGCUAGAGAACAGUCGUCGGUGGAGUUUGAGCUUCGUCGCCGCGAUCUCUCUUACUGGGAUGUGAAGGCUCAAAAAUGGGCCGUUGCUCCUGGUACUUAUACUGUUUAUGUCGGUGCCAGCUCGCGGGAUCUGCGACUUCACGGUACCUCUGAGCUUAUAUAG